AUAUUGCAGAAGGAAGGACCAAAGCUGCACGCAAAAAAGGAAAUGGAAGAAAGAACAAUAACUAUAGAAAUCCCUGAAGUUCUGAAGAAAAAGCUUGAGGAUGAUUGUUACUAUAUCAACAGGAGGAAACGGUUAGUGAAACUUCCAUGCCAGAACAACAUCAUAACUAUUUUGGAAUCGUAUGUGAAGCAUUUUGCUAUCAAUGCAGCCUUUUCAGCCAGUGAGAGACCUCGUCACCAUCAUGCUAUGCCACAUGCCAACAUGAAUGUGCAUUGUAUCCCAGCAGAAAAGAACGUUGACCUUUGUAAGGAGAUGGUGGAUGGAUUAAGAAUAACCUUUGAUUACACUCUUCCAUUGGUUUUGCUCUAUCCAUAUGAACAAGUUCAGUAUAAAAAGGUGACUUCAUCCAAGUUUUUUCUUCCGAUUAAGGAAAGUACCACAAACACUAAUAGGAACCAGGAGGAGCUCUCUCCAAGCCCACCUUUGCUGAAUCCAUCCACACCACAGUCCACAGAGAGUCAGCCAAACUCAGGCGAACCAACCACCCCCAAAAGGCGCAAAGGCGAGCCGGAAGCCUUGCAGUCUCUGAGGCGGUCCACGCGCCACUCUGCCAACAGCGACAGACUGUCUGAGAGCAGCGCCUCGCCCCAGCCCAAGCGCCGGCAGCAGGACACAUCUGCCAGCAUGCCCAAGCUGUUCCUGCACCUGGAAAAGAGUAGGUUUACUGCCUGCAGGAAGGGCAUGCCGGGGAGAGCUGAUGCUGACUCUGUACUUGGUCUGGGUCAGAACCUCCACAUUGCUUUCUUGUCAUUGUCCUGUUGCCUCUUUGGUUUCUUCCCGUUUUCUGGUCCAGCUGUGAGGCAGCUCCAGAGGUGCCAAAUGGAUGGGAAGCUCCAGGGUAGAAAUGAGACCCUUGAUGAGCCGUGUCUUUCUGCCGGCCUGGGAAUGUCCAAGUGUGUGUAUUUCUGCUGGAGUUCCAAAUGUACAGGUCUGUGGGUAAUGGAGUGUGAAGAUAUAACAGCAAAACAUUCACUGUGCUUUUCCCAGGUCCUCUCCUGGAAACUUGUACCCGAUAGUUACCCUCCAGGUGACCAACCACCUCCUCCCUCUUACAUUUAUGGGGCACAACACUUGCUGCGUUUGUUUGUGAAACUUCCAGAAAUCCUUGGAAAGAUGUCCUUUUCUGAGAAGAAUCUGAAGGCUUUACUGAAGCACUUUGAUCUCUUUCUGAGGUUUCUAGCAGAGUACCAUGAUGACUUCUUCCCAGAGUCUGCCUAUGUUGCUGCCUGUGAGGCACACUACAGCACGAAGAAUCCCAGGGCGAUUUAUUAAGGUUUCGAUGGUCCUAGAAGAACAGCUUCUCUAUCUAGUUCUCGGUUCCCAGUAAAGAACUAGGUAGUCAGUGGGCCUUCUUUAUGCAGAAAGCAAAUGUGACGCCCACCCUGGGGGGCUUUGGCAGAGGUGGGCCCAUUCGUUUGAGUUGCUUACCUAUUGUAGUUAUUUCUGUUAAGGGGUACUUCCUCGGUGCCUCGAUGGCCUACAACAUCUAACCCUUGCCACCGUACACAUGAUUUGUGUUGGCAGGAAAACAGCAGCUGUGUUAACAAUUACUUGUUCAUGAACAUGUGCUUAGAUUGGGCUGUUUCAGUAGACGGAGGUACUUGUUAGGAGUAACCACGUCUUUUAGUUAUUUGUUGGCAUUGAACAAAAUUGUUUUGCAAACUGUUUUCAUUCUUGUUAUAAGGUUGAGCAACUCUGUCCCACAAAUUCUAGUUUUGCUUGGAAACUGCAAAGUAGUCCCCGAAUAUUUUAGAGGGAGUCGAUAUUGAUGGCAAAAGAAAAUUUGCAGCUACACAUUUGCUUGUUACAGUUCCUUUUCUAUAAAACCUUAUUUUUGGUGAUUUAAAUAAAGCAUUGCCUGAAUGUUUGAGAUUUUUAUAGCUACACUUGGUUGUGUAAUAUUAUGGUUCCUUUUCUGUAAAAUGUUAUUUUUGGCCAUUUCAAAUAAAUCAUUUCCCAUCUUACUGGAAAGAACCAGGAGAGUUUUUA
Odocoileus virginianus texanus is the source of this 2049-nucleotide messenger RNA. The record is from RefSeq and is a predicted model, not a curated record. NCBI's taxonomy places the organism in Eukaryota, Metazoa, Chordata, Mammalia, Artiodactyla, Cervidae.